GCCAUCAUCAACAAAACAAAACAAAAUAUAUAUAUAUAUAUAUGUUUAUUAAAAAGGAAAAAUAAAAGAAAAAUCUUUUUUCAUUUUCCUCAGACAACAAACGCAUGAAACAAACGAACUAAUCAAUCAUCGAACUGAGGAAAAACCAAAUCCAAUCAUCCAAAUUCCCAAAACCCUAGAAACCAAGAACCCGUACACACAUUCGCCAGAAUCGAGAAAUCCGUUCAAACUCUGCUCUCACUGUUCCUCUGUUCUAAUCACACAAAAUCACGGUAAAUUGAUCGAUUUAUUUUUUUUUUUACUUACUGCCGGAAAAUUUCAUGAGAGUGCGCAAUAAUGGCGACGUCGAAGCUCAUUUCCUCUACUUCAGCCUCCUCCCGCAACUCCGAUCUCCGGCGGAAUUCGCUUACAAACCCGGAAUUUUACAACUUUCACGGCAAUCACAACGACAAGCCGGAUUUAGAUGGGGGAUUUCUGCGAAAUGCUUACGGCGGACCCAGCAAGGUUGAGAUUCAAUCCGCUGCUCCGGCGGUGGCGGAGAGUAGUAUGUUGAGUACCGAGAUUACGCUUCUGGAUGCUGCCGGAGCAAUCGCGCCGAUCACGGGCUCCGGGUCGUCGUCGUCGCCGCCGGUGAGGAAGAAGACGGUGGAUGAUAUAUGGAGGGAGAUUGUGGCGGGGAAGGCGAAGGCGAACGAGCCUAUGCCACCGAGGAAAGUGGAGUGUAAGGAGGAGGCGAUGGAGGAAAUGAUGACGUUGGAGGAUUUCUUGGUGAAGGCUGGGGCGGUGGAUGAAUCGGCGGUUUCAGGGGCGGUGGUGGAAGGGGAGGUGAAGCUUGAGCCGUUAUCAGGGGCGGGGCCAAGUGGGGGAAUGUUUUCUUUUGAUAAUUCGUAUGUGCCGAGGCAGGGAAGUGUGGACAGUGCAAUGAUGAGCUAUGGAAGUCUUGGUGGUGGAAUUGGUGGUGGGAGAGGAAAGAGGAGAACUUCCAGCUUGUUGGAGCCGAUUGACAAGGCCGCGGCGCAGAGGCAGAGGAGGAUGAUAAAGAAUAGGGAGUCUGCUGCAAGGUCCAGAGAACGAAAACAGGCUUACCAAGUUGAAUUGGAGUCCAUGGCAGUGAGGCUAGAGGAAGAGAAUGAGCAGUUACUGAAAGAGAAGGUAAUGCGAAUAAGCUCCAUUCAUAUCAAUGAUUAAUGUAGCAUUUUGUUUUGGUUUUUACAUUAUGGUUGAUGCCCAUGGUUGGAAGAAAUGAUAGAACACUAAGAAAUUGUUAUAUUGUCAGUGUUAGUGAAAUUAUUGUUACCAGUUGCUGGCAAUUUGUCGCCCUUUUGGCUGCAGCUUGCGGCACUCUUUGAGGAAAUUUUAAUGCUUUAACUUUGGUAGGUAUCAUAACUGUUAGUGAGAAGACAUUGGUUAUGACAAGUAAUUUGAAGAUGUAAUAUUUUAAUGGUUAAUCUGUAGAAUCAUAAGUUCUUGGUGAUGUUGCUGUUCUUCUUGUAUGGAAAAGGUUAGGAAUGCUUAUCUUCCUAAUGUCAUCAAUGUAUUACCCGUUAGAAGUUAUAUUCAACCAUAUAUAUUUCCCUUUGACUCCCUGUACUUGUUCUGUUGAAAUCAGUUAACUGGUUAGUUUUUGAGCCGUGCAAUACUUCUAAAACUUCUUCUCUUAUAGUACACUUUAUCAUGAGCUACAUGAGUUGUAGGUUAUUGAUUGUGACUGGAAGUUUGCGUGUUUGUAACCUCUAUGUUGCUGGAAGAAAGAGAGUGAGAGUCAGAGGGACUUGUCCAAAAUCACAUAUAGAAAAUGCGUCACUUUUCCGAUGUGUGCUUAUACAUCUAUCUGGUUGGAUGUUACAUAUUUCAUUGUUAUAGCAUCUUACGUUUCUUGGAAUCACAUUUUAUUCUUUGUCCUCUGUCUUCUAACAUUGGUUAGAUGUUCAUUUGUCUUUUGACCCAAAUAGAGUGUCAUGGAUGCCAUUAUGUUAACAGCAUAAUAGUGAGAACCUUCCCUGUGCAUUAUUUCUAUUAGUGUGAAUGAAUGGGUUGAUCACCAUGAAUCCACUCUUGUCGAGAAUGAAAAUUGUAGAUUUUGUGUGUAGCCAGAUAUUUCUAGUACUUGAUUAUCUGAUGUGUGUUGGAUCUUUUGCCAAAAUUCUGUCUUGCUGUUGUACUUUUUCAACUUACUGGCUAGUACUUUCUGUGCUUGAUUUUUAUCAUUAUUAAGUUCUACACAUAAGCAGCUAAUCUGGUCAUGAUUGGUUGAUGUACUUUUCAUUAUUUUCUGCUUUUAUUCUCUUUCAUUUCUGUAAGCAUCUUAAGAAUGGUGAAUUACACUAUGUUAUUAGUGGCAUGCUUUUGUUUUUAUUUGAAAUUUGCCUUCCCACAGAGGUUUGGAUGGUUAAGACUACUUUUGAGUUAAUUGCUGUGAGUACUAAUUCUUUUUUUUUUUUCAGGCUGCACGAAUGAAGGAAAGAUGCAAGUUGGUAUGUCUUUGAUAUUGUUAAUCUGUCUUCUUUCAUCUGCUGUAUGAUGUGUGCAAAAUGGAUUCUACAAUCUCUUCAAAUAUGGUAUCUUGGUGCAUUUAACUUGUGCUAUUUACUUAACACUGCUAUUCUAUAUGAGUAAAUAGAUGACUUUGACCUGCUUCUGAAUGUUUAAAGAGAUGAUAAAUUGCAUGCUAAUUGCCAAGGAAUAGAGAUCCGAGGGCUUCAAAGUCUCUGUCCUUUUUACAACCUCUUUCUAGUGCUGGUGGCUUGUUAGAUUUGUUUCCCUUCUUAUAGUUGAAUUAAUUUUUUAAGAAGUUCAUCUGCUCAUCUUGAGGGUUGACCUUUUCGUGUCAUCAACUGUCAAAGCAAGUCGAAGCAGUACAAAAUUCAGUUCCGGGUUAAAAUGAGUAAGGGCAAUAUGCCGGAGUUGUACAGGAUGUUUGUUUGGUAGUUGACAUCUUAUUUACCUUACUCACUUCAAAAUAUUUGAUGAUUGAGUUAUAUGUCUACCGAUACCACUGAAACUAGGUUAUAGGUUUAGCAACAUUUACCUCAGCAAGACUGAGCAUGAGAUAAGCUUGGACUAAUGCUUGAGUUGGAAAGGAUUUGACUCUACAAGAAUUGGCUUCUAAUGGUCUGUACGUAGAGUACAAGGAUUGUACGGGCGUGAGUAUUUUACUGUUGAAUUUCAAACUAGGAAAUCAGCUUGUAAUCUUAAUAAAAACUUUGGCACUGAAAGAAUAGUAGAUUGACUGCUUAUUGGGUGGGAACCCUUUGCCUCUUUGUGUCCAUGAUGUUCCUCUGCUGUUGUUAUAAAUGCUGGACUUGUUCUGUGGCAGUAACUGUGAAGUUGAACUCUCCCUCGAUAGGCGUUAUGAUAUUUAGGAUUGAAACGAGUAAAUGUAUUGAAUGCCAAUAUGGAAGAGCAUAAAGUAGAAUUACAUUUUCAGGAUGACUCUGCUUGCUAAAGUUGUUACUGAAAUUUUAAGUUGAUGUUGGAAUGUAUUGAUUUGUGGGACUGCAAAUGAUACCGUGAGAGGUUGAUUCCACAAACAUUUCCAAAAAUUUACUUGGGUUUUGAUGUUUGAUGCAGCUGAAGGAGAAGGUGAUCCCUGUUGUGGAAAAGCGAAGACCUCGACGUGUUCUCCGAAGAGUUCGUUCCAUGGAGUGGUGAUUGGUCAUAUCCGCUUGUUACAGGAAGGACGUUAGUGUCAUUUUCAUAUGGGACGCCACAAUAGCAGUAUUAUAGCUCAUCAGUAGUACUAAUUCUUGGUUAAAUAUACAAUCGGGAGAAUGAUUUUUGGUCAAUUCACCUGUUCUAGCUUUUCUUUGCCGUUUGAAAAUACUCAUUUUUGCUGUAAAGAGAACUGUUUUGAGUGUGAUCGGGUAUGAUCCCUCAGGCAAUGUAGAAUUUGUAGAGGGUAGUCAGGACUCAGGAGUAUUGAAGCCAACGGGAAAGUUCUCUUUUGGUUGUGUACCUAGUUUAUUAUUACUAUGUCACAAGUUACAAAAUUCGUAAAUGAGAAUAGAAAGAUGUUACUCUGCCGUGGUUAACUGCUUGUUUAUUUUAACAGCAUAAGGCACCA
This is a messenger RNA of Oldenlandia corymbosa var. corymbosa, 4063 nucleotides long. The record is from the annotation of a GenBank genome assembly. NCBI's taxonomy places the organism in Eukaryota, Viridiplantae, Streptophyta, Magnoliopsida, Gentianales, Rubiaceae.